Molecule: messenger RNA, 1778 nt
Organism: Oreochromis aureus
Lineage: Eukaryota; Metazoa; Chordata; Actinopteri; Cichliformes; Cichlidae
Product: rhamnose-binding lectin-like
Exons: 14
Coding region: 1-1617 (538 amino acids)
Molecular function (GO): methyltransferase activity; carbohydrate binding; 2-oxoglutarate-dependent dioxygenase activity
Source: RefSeq, a predicted model, not a curated record
AUGACUGUGGUGGGUCUCAUCAGCAAGAAUGAUGAGUCAGCAUACAGAGAGGAGGCGCAACAGCUAACAGACUGCUGUAGAGUCAAUAACCUGUCUCUGAACGUCAGCAAGAGCACCAAAUUCAUUGGUGUUCACCUGGCAGAGAACCUCUCCUGGUCCCUCAACACCAGCUCCAUAACUAAGAAGGCCCAACAGCAUCUCUACUUCCUGCAGAAGUUGAGAAAAGCCCAUGUCUCACCAUCCAUUCUCAUCACCUUCUUCAGGGGGACUAUCGAGAGGGUCUUGAGCAGCUGCAUUACUGUCUGGUAUGGUAACUGCACCGUAUCGGAUGGCAAUACCCUACAACGGAUAGUCAGAACAGCUGAGAAGAUCAUUGGAACCUCUCUUCCCUCCAUCACAGACACCUAUCGCAUCCUCAAAGCCAUCAGCAUUGUGGAGGACCCCAUGCACCCCUCACACACACUCUUCACCCUGCUGCCUUCUGGCAAGAGUUUAAUCUCUUCCCCAGACAAAGGACAGGUUUUAGUCAUCCACAGUGCUAGUUACGGACGGCAUGACAAAACCACGUGCUCUGAUGGACGUCCUACAUCUCAGCUCCAAGUUGUCACAUGCUCAAGUUCCAAAAGCGAUGAUGUUGUUGCUUCGAGCUGUAAUGGGAAAAACAGCUGUACUAUCCCAGCGACUAACUCUGUGUUUGGAGACCCCUGUGUUGGCACCUACAAGUACCUGGAGGUGGUUUAUACUUGUCAGUUCCAGACUGUAACGUGUGAAGGAUCCGAGGCAAACCUUCAGUGUGCUGAAGGACAGGUUUUAGUCGUCCACAGAGCUCAUUUCGGGCGGCAGGACAAAACCACGUGCUCUCUUGGACGUUCUGCCUGCCAAAUCAAAAAGGUCGACUGCACAACUCCUGCGAGUAUUAAUUUGGUAACUGACAGAUGUAGCGGGAAAAAUAACUGUAGUCUCUCAGCAACCAGCUCUGUGUUUGGAGACCCCUGUAUUGGCACCUACAAGUACCUGGAAGUGGAUUAUACUUGUCAGUUCCAGAGUCUAACAUGUGAAGGGUUUCAGGCAAACCUUCAGUGUGGUGAAGGACAGAUUAUUGUUGUCCAUGGAGCUCAUUAUGGUCGCCAUGACAAAACCACAUGCUCUGCUGGACGUCCUGCUUCUCAGCUCCAAGUUGUCACGUGUUCAAGUCAGAGUAGUACUGAUGUUGUUGCUAAAAGCUGUAAUGGGAAAAAAAGCUGUACUAUCCCAGCGACCAACUCUGUGUUUGGAGACCCCUGUGUUGGCACCUACAAGUACAUGCAGGUGGUUUAUACUUGUCAGUUCCAGACUGUAACAUGUGAAGGAUCUCAGAUAAACCUUCAGUGUGGUAAAGGACAGGUUUUAGUCAUCCACAGAGCUGAUUAUGGGCGGCGUGACAAAAUUACGUGCUCUGCUGGACGUCCUGCCUCUCAGCUCCAACUUGAAACGUGCUCAAGUCCUGGGAGCAAGAAUAUUGUUGCUAACAGCUGUAAUGGGAAAAGCAGCUGCACAAUCUCAGCAAGCAACUCUGUGUUUGGAGACCCCUGUGUUGGCACCUACAAGUACCUGGGAGUGGUGUAUGCUUGUUACUGAAAACAUUAAGUCAACUAUUCAUUGUGUGAUCUGACAUGAAAAUGUCGCAUCCCCACUGUUGAUGUCACUUCCACUAGAAUGUCGAGCCUCGAUGACAUCACUGCUGGAAGAUGUAUUGACAAAUAUGAUUUCAUAUCACAAUAAAAACAAAUAAACACAUA